GACAUUUUCUUGUGUCUAUUAUUAACCUAAUAACGCUAAAAAAAUAUGGCUCUUGAUUAAAAUGAUCUAAAUUAUAAUAAAACGGUAUUCAUAUUCUGUCUUUUCUAACUGCAAUUACAUCAUUAAUUUUAUAGUAUUGGUAGACGUAACACUAUUUGAUUGAAUUAUGUCGUAUUAUUUAAUUAUCACUAUAGUUUUUAUUGCAAUUUGUAAAGGCGAAAUUGAAAUAAGUGUUAAACUUGGCUCUUCAAAGGAUAAUUGUAGUAUUUCAUUUACUGGUGCUCAUAAAGUUCUAGCCAGUGGCUAUGAUUUGGCUCGAUUUAAUAUCACUGAGAACAGAAUGAAGCAAGGAAUCAAAAUACUUUUUGGCAAAACACCUGACGACGUAUUCCUUAAAGAUCCUACGUAUUUUAAUAAUGUGUUUAGGGAUCAUCAUUGGGAGGAAGUAACAAGAACCACAAAGGUAAAAAAGAUUGAAAUUCUAAAUAUUUUUAGUAAAAAUGUCAUCUUGAAAACGGUAAAUCACAUUAAUAAUACGAGUAUAAAAAUACAAGCCAAAAUUAGACUAUUUGAUACAAUUGAAACGAGCGUUGUGUCAACAUGGCACGAAAAUACGUAUCCAGCAAAUAUAAUGUACAAUAUUAGUUUUAAUAUUGGAUCUCAACGUUUUAACUUGUCGAAGAAAUGGAAUGAGAAUGUAACUAAUAAUAUGUGGUUGAAUUUUGGAAGCCGCAAAAAAGGUUACAUACCCUUGGAACCGGGAAAUAUUGUAACAAAAAUCUUAUCUGCGAAAAAAACAACAGUUAUUUUACGGAUCAAGUAUAUAACAAGUCUUACUGGGUGUGUAUUUGCGAAUUAUAGUCGUGUUUAUGGACAAUAUCACUUUUGGGCGCCAUUUAUCCAUGACAUAAUGAAAUCGAUAAAAAUGAAAAACGAAAUAAUCUCUACUGAACUUUUAGAAAUACAAUGCUAUACGGACCCUCAGUUGACUUUUUUGGAUAAGGAAACAAAACGACAGUGAAGUAGUUAUUUAUCUUAAUUAAUUUAAACAAACAUUACCUUAGUGUCAAAUCAAGUUACCUAUGAAAUAGAUUUUCUUCAAAUUG
Molecule: messenger RNA, 1106 nt
Organism: Pieris napi
Lineage: Eukaryota; Metazoa; Arthropoda; Insecta; Lepidoptera; Pieridae
Exons: 1
Coding region: 167-1021 (284 amino acids)
Source: RefSeq, a predicted model, not a curated record